AUGUCUGGACCACCUACCGCACGACUUGUCAGAGCAGGCACUGGUUUCACUGGUGGUAUUACUUUGGGAGCGACUGUAGGAAGGGCGGGUGGACCGGUACUCGAAAUUGUAGGUGGUUUUGCUGGCGCUGUUGCAGGAGCCGGUUUGGGAUAUGGAGCUGGGGUACUUCAUGAUCAUUUAAAUACUCGUGGAAAUGCUAAUUCAGCAAAUCAACAAGAAGCUGGUCAAUCAGGUGCUUCCAAUGUGGGCAACAGCAGUAUCCCACUUGAUACCCUUGAAAUCUUGAAUAGUACCAGAGUGAUUCCUGUUAAUCCUACAAACUCUACCUAA
Rhizophagus irregularis DAOM 181602=DAOM 197198 is the source of this 330-nucleotide messenger RNA. RefSeq lists its product as uncharacterized. Lineage: Eukaryota; Fungi; Glomeromycota; Glomeromycetes; Glomerales; Glomeraceae. The record is from RefSeq and is a predicted model, not a curated record.